CCUCAUCAUUGUAAAAUAAAAAUGAGCUAAAAAUUUUUUUUUUUGUUUCGAUUUUUAGAACAAUCCAUAUACUCGAUUUUGUAAUAUAAAUGUGGAUGUGUAUGUUCCGACUAUUUUUGUCAUCGCACAUUCGAUUUGUGUGAGCGAAAAUUAUAACAAAUUUAACAAGAAAAAAAAUGCUUAAAGAUGUUGAAGCCGAUGUACAUGUGUCGCUGAUUUCACAACCAUAUACUCAUCAUCAUCAUCAGCAGCAAUCAUCAUCGUCAUCAGUGUCACAACAUUCAAUCACAAAAUGGUUUUAUCGACGAUUUAGAAGAUUUAUUCUUCUACAGACAUUAUCGUGGCCUAAUUUUAUUCUUGUUUCUUUGGUACUAUUACUCAUCAUUUUCUUUAUAUUCAGUCAUUUCAAUGUGCUAAUACAAACAUCCAAUCCAUCAUCUGUGUCUUCAGAUUCAUUGGCUGUGAAAAAUGAAUACAUCCGUUACAUCGAAGAGCUGAGUUCACUAGUGGAACAUCCAUCGUAUCGUAUGCGAGCUGCUCAAAUCAAUGAACAAUUACGUCGAAUUGAAUUGAGUUUAAAAGAGAAUCGUGAAAUAUUACAAUCGAUUCGUAACAGUAUUGUCAAAUCAAAUGCCACAUACAACGGUCAAUCUAAACUUGUUGAUUUUUUUCGAAAUAGCCGUAUUUCAGUUGAAGAUGUUUUUCAGCAAAAACUCAUCUGUCCAUCAGUCAUUAAUCGGACACUAUUCGUUCCAGAUAUUGAUAUGCUUCAAGUUUAUGAUCAAAUUCCAUUCGAUAAUGUUGAUGGCGGUGUUUGGAAACAAGGAUGGCCAUUAGAGAUCAAACAAAUAGAUUUUCAAAAGCCAAAACCAAAAUUAAAAGUGUUCAUUGUACCGCAUAGUCACAAUGAUCCUGGUUGGAUCAAAACAUUUGAUGUUUAUUUUUCAAAACAAACUCAGCACAUUUUGACAAAUGCCGUCGAAUUUAUGACACAGCAUCCAGAUAUGCGAUUCAUAUGGGCCGAAACAAGUUAUCUAUCUGCAUGGUGGGAAACGACAAACGAUGCCCAUCGAGAGAUGUUACGUAAAUUGAUAAUCGAAAAACGUUUUGAAGUGGUCACCGGUGGAUGGGUUAUGAACGAUGAAGCCAACACUCACUUCUGGUCCAUCUUACAGCAAAUGGUUGAAGGUCAUGAAUGGCUUGAAGAUAAUAUCGACAGUGAACAUGUGGAAUGGCGGCCCAAACAUGGCUGGGCUAUUGAUCCGUUUGGAAUGUCACCAACGAUGGCUUACCUUCUGAAAUUGAUGGGAUUUCGAGCAAUGGUUAUACAACGAGUUCACUAUUCGAUCAAAAAACACCUUGCAAGUAAUCAUCAGCUUGAAUUUCGCUGGCGUCAGCAUUGGGAACAAACCGUCAAUACAGACAUAGUUUGCCAUAUUGAACCAUUCUAUUCGUAUGACAUUCCACAUACUUGUGGUCCGGAUCCAAAAGUCUGUUGUCAAUUUGAUUUCAAACGACUUGCAAAGCCAAAGUGUCCUUGGAAAAUUAAUCCUCAAAUUAUAACUGAUGCCAAUGUUGAAGAAAGAGCUAAGACACUGUUAGAUCAAUAUAGAAAGAAAUCGUUAUUGUAUGGAACAAAUUCCCUGUUAGUACCACUUGGCGAUGAUUUUCGUUAUGAUGACAUUAAAGAAUGGCGAAAUCAAUACGAUAAUUAUCGAAGUAUAAUGCAUUUUCUUAAUACACGAUCAGAAUUCAAUGUUGAGAUAAAAUUUGCGACAUUAAGCGAAUAUUUCGAUUCAAUUUUGACGACCACUACGAAUAAUGAACAAAUAUCUUCAUCGGAACAGUUUCCAACAUUGGUUGGCGAUUUUUUUACAUAUGCCGAUCGUGAUGAUCAUUACUGGAGUGGUUAUUAUACUUCAAAACCAUUUUACAAACGUUUCGAACGCAUACUUGCUAGUCAUUCAAGAGCUAUCGAAAUUCUUUUUUCCAUUGGCAACAUUCUCAAUAACAAUGUUACCGCUGGUAAUGAUCCAUUCAAGCAUUUGACAUAUGAAUUGAAAUUUGCCAGACAAAAUCUAGCAUUAUUCCAACAUCAUGAUGGUAUUACUGGUACUGCCAAAGAUACGGUUGUUGUUGAUUAUGCAAACAGAAUGUUGCGAUCAUUUGAAAACUUACAAAAGAUAGCUACAUCAUCUUUAUCGGCGAUAACAAAUCAUCCGAUUCCAGAAAUGGAAUUCAUGCACAUUUUCGCCAACAUUCAGACUCCUAUUCGAAGGCAUUCAUUUUUAGUGAAUCCAGAUAUACGAAAGUAUUUCAUCUUAUACAAUAGUCUUGGUUGGACACUUGAUACGCAAAUAUUCUGUUUUGAAAUCUACUGGACCAUCGACAAUGAUAGCAUGCCCGAUUGGUGUUUGACAGCAACUGGCGUUGCUGAUAAUGUUUCAGUCAAAAUUAUACAAAUCAAUCAUCUAUGGCAAGAUAUGCAUCCGUCAAACGAACCAUUAGAAAAACGUCGUGAAAUUUGUUUUCAACCCAAACUUGCACCUAUUUCUCUUCAACAAUAUUGUAUUGGAAAUUGCCGAUGUUCACCGGUUGAUAGUCGCAGCUAUCGACAUCAUGAAAAACAUGAAAGUUUUGUCACAUUAUAUAAUUCUCACCGAGAUUCGAUGGUGGCAAAAAAACCAUUUGAUUAUCACAUUUUGUCACUCGUAUCAUCGGCUCCUAAUACGACCAUCGAAAAUGAACGUAUUCGUUUGACUUUUGAUUCAACGUCCAUGCACGGUCUAUUGAAAUCUUGGAGUUAUUAUAAUUUUCAGACAAAAACAUGGAAUUCGAUCGAUAUACAAAUGGAGAUAAUGACUUUCGGUACCAGAUCUGGUGGAAAAAAUGUUCAAAAAUCUGGUGCUUACAUAUUCUUGCCCGAUGAUCAGAAUCCCGUUCCGUUCGAAUGGACGGGCAAGCCAAAGAUUCGAGUUACGAUAGGAAACCUUGAAUCUCGUUAUGAAUGGAUGGUUGAUGAACCAUAUCCGGUACAUAUUCGAUUCAGUUUAUACCGUGGACGACCAACAGUUGAAAUGCAGACCGAAUUCCAUUUGCAAGGCAAACAAGGAGCCAAUCGUGAAUUAUUGAUUCGAUUUAAAAUACCUGGAAUUGAUAAUGGUGAUCGAUUUUAUACCGAUUUGAAUGGAUUACAGAUGAUUGCUCGUAAACGUUAUGCAAAAAUACCUUUACAGGGUAAUGUUUAUCCGCUUACAACGAUAGCUUGGAUUGAAGAUGAUAAACAUCGAUUUACUGUAAUUAGUGGCCAACCAUUGGGUGUAACUAGUCUAAGUACUACAACAAUGGAAAUAUUCAUGGAUCGUCGUUUGAUGCAAGAUGAUUUCCGUGGUUUAAAUCAAGGCGUUCUGGACAAUCGUCAAACUCGAGAAAUAUUCAGAUUAAUGUUAGAGCCAAGACUAUCAGCAUCAAUUAUGACAAAUUCGAGUCCAUCAUUGACAAGUGGGAUGAUGUUUGAAUCACAAACAUUAUUGAAUCCGAUAAUCGGUUUGAGUACCAAACAACUUGACGAUGAUCGGCCACUUAUUAGCGAGAAUUCUUUCUCAAAACUAAAAUUAUUACAAUCUCCAUUACCAUGUGAUUUACAUUUGUUAAAUUUACGACGAUCAAUCUCUCGUUAUCGUCAAUUUAGCCUUUGGUUACACCGAACAGCUUUGACUUGUGAUUCUAAAUGCCUUCAAACGUCUAACUCGUCAGAUAUGAUAAUCGAUUUAACGAAAUAUUUAUCCAAAGAGAUUGUUGGACGUUUAGAGCCAAAAAUUGAGCUAAUGAAUGGAAUGUCUUGGUUUCAUCAUCCAAAGAAUCUAACCUGGCAUCCGUCGAAUUUAACACUUAAUAUUGGGCCGAUGCAUUUAUCAUCUUAUCGAUUAUAUCUAUUAUCGUGAUGA
Molecule: messenger RNA, 3947 nt
Organism: Dermatophagoides farinae (American house dust mite)
Lineage: Eukaryota; Metazoa; Arthropoda; Arachnida; Sarcoptiformes; Pyroglyphidae
Source: RefSeq, a predicted model, not a curated record